Paramuricea clavata is the source of this 369-nucleotide messenger RNA. The record is from the annotation of a GenBank genome assembly. Lineage: Eukaryota; Metazoa; Cnidaria; Anthozoa; Malacalcyonacea; Plexauridae.
AUCGUGACAGACGAGUUCUGGAAGAAAUGGACGGAGUUAUACGCCCCAACCUUGGUUAUUCGUCGCAAGUGGAAUACAGCCAACCGUAACCUGCGUCUAGGAGAUGUUGUAAUAAUUGCCGACCGUAAUACCUUGCGAGGAGAUUACCGUUUAGGUAUAGUACAAGAAGUGUUUCCCAGUCAAGACGGAAAAGUUCGUCGAGUAAAUGUCAUGUACAAGAAUUUUCAAAUUGGAGAAAAGGUACAAAAAUACAAAGGACAUAACGAGGCUGUCAUUGUGUCACGAAGUGCUCAGCGAUUAUCGUUAUUAGUACCAGUGGAUAUGGAUCAAGACCAGGAAACCAAGUCGGAAGCCAAAGAGAGUGUAUGA